AUGGUGGUGAAGCAGCCUUGGACUGGACAGUCUAGCUCUCGGAGGGCCGAUGCUUCAACCUCAGAGGUACCUCUAGCAACGUCAGACUCAUCACUGCCUGGCUGGUCUUUUGUUGGCAGAACAUCUGCUGAAGAGACACAUCCUUCAAUUGAGUUCGACUUGAACAAGGACAAAGGUGACUCUGGACCGGACAAUGCAUUUGGUUUUGAUGAUCCAGGUGACGUUGGUUCAAUCAACUUAGGAGGUGAUAGUGUUUCUGCAGAACCCUCAGUUGCUGACACCGAUGAGUUGCAGACUUUUGCAGUUGAAAGAACUUUGCCAGCUGAACACGUUCAUGCAGUUACUUCAUCAUCAUCUUUUGAUACUGUCACUGCCUUGGAAGUUGCAUCCAGAUCGAUUCCAAUGCAAGCUGUCGAACCAAUAUGGGAACAAGGGAUCUGGGGUGUCAUCUUUGGAAACAAGACCAUGUUUGAUGUCUACAAACCGUUUGGAGAAACGUUGAAACGACCUGCAGACACUUCGAGACCUACUUCAGAGUUUGACAUUGCGAUGCCGGCUUCAACAAAACCCAAACUGUUUUCAGAUUCAGGUUUAUCCUUUUCAGAUGUGGUCAGGGACAAGCCUGACAUUUCAUGGCAAGAGCAGAGGGACUCCGACCUCCAACGUUCUGUGAAGUUUUGGAUGGCCCUGGUCGACAGGUGGGACACCAAGUGCAGUCUUUGUUGCAGCAUAGCAGAACUUGGCAGUACUAGCAGGAUCUUCACCAUGUUCGCUCAUUUGUUUGCUGGUAGGGCACCCAUUACUGUACGUAAGAGGGCAUACAGCAUCAUGAGAUUGUGCGACUACCUCGAAAGUGUUGGAGAAUUUUUCCCUUGCAAUGAACGGCUUUUCUAUGACUUUUUGUGCAGUGAACAACUGGGCAACGCGCCCCAGUCUCGCUUGAAGGGCUACAUGCAAUCAGUGAAUUUUGUCAGGUUUGUCAUGUCAGUAGAUGAGCUUGCAAGUUUGACAACCAGUGCAAGGUGCAAGGGAGCCUGUUUAGGAGAUCACCUUCAGGAGAGGGUCCAGGCGUCACCAUUAACUGUGGCAGAGCUCAAUCGCUUUCACCAACUGUUGCGUGCAGGGGAUGACUUGUGGAUUAAGAUGUUUUGUGGUGCGGUGCUGAUGGCCGUAUAUUGCCGCUCCAGAUGGGGCGAUUUGAUGCGUGCAGAGACAGUCAUUGAGGAUUGUGACAAGCAUGGAGUUCUUUGCUAUUUGGAAGCUAGGCCCUUGGAAACCCAAGAAUGUGCUGCUUGGAUCCGGAAGAUUGUUGGUGCAAAUGUCGUCAUCGAGGUGAAGGACGAGCCUGAGACCAUCGAGGAAUCCGAGCCGGAGGAUUUGGAUUCGAGCUCAGCAUCAAGUGAAGAGCCCAGACCAACUCAGGUGUCGGAUUUUGCAGAGCCAGACGUGGAGAGCCCAAAGGAGCCACACGUGCUUGGAGCCGCCAUGAGUCUGGUGGAAUCCACAGCGGCAUUUAACCAAAGAUGCGACGAGAUUGUGGAGGCGCUCAAGGACUCAAAGUCUUCAGUGCAAGUGGAGAAUGCGCAACUGAAAGUGGGACCCAGCACCGACACGGUGGAAGCGGAGUGGAACUCGGAAUUGAAAUUCCAAUGGUGCAUGAUGAGACGUGGCCUUGCCAUGGACCAAUGUGGGGACAUUGACGCCCACUCACAUGCCAAAGCUUGCGGUGAGAAGCAACUUUUAGAUGUUGAAGACACGUUGCAAAACAGUUUCAUGUCAAUGGAGGAGACGCCAAAAGGCGACACUCAUGAGAAUUUUGGGGAGAUGCCAGAUGGCGAACACCCACCACAAUUCACUUGCAAGAAAGAUUUCACAGGUUUUUCAUUGGAGGACCUCUACAUCAUCGAGGUUUGUGCGGGGUCAGCCCGACUCUCAAAGAUUGCGCAUGGGCAUGGUUUCAAAACGAUGGCAAUAGACCACUCAACAGCAAGGACAUGUGGCUUUCCAAUUUGCGUUUUUGAUUUAACAGAUCCCUCAGACCUGGAAUCGUUGCUGCAGUUCAUAGAUGAAGCGGCAGGGUGCAUCCUCAUGAUUUGGGUGACGCCUCCAUGCGGCACAAGCAGUAGAGCAAGGGAGAAGAAACUGCCAAAAUUGGAAGCAACUGGUGCAAAGGUUCCUGCACUCAAUGCUACAACGCUCCGCAGCAUGGAUGUGAGACAGGAACCUCAGCUUGAGGCUGAGACUUGGGAAGAGACAGUUGAAGAAGUAAAGAAAGGAUGGAUUUGGUUUGACGAGGCUGAAAACUCGAAUGCCUGCCUUUUCAUUGGACGCCGUUUCGGUAUCCGCCAAUCCAACAAAACCAGAGUGAUCGAUGACUGCUCCCCCAAAGACAUCGACAACUCCAUGCGGUACAGCUUGCUUACUUUGAGGGAUCGAGUACUUUCAGCUCCUCCAGUGCGCGUCAGUGUUGCUUUAACUGAUACAUGGUUGGUGUUUACAGAUGGCGCUUGCAGUCCGGAGCUUCGACAGGGUUCUAUAGGCGGUGUCAUACUGGACCCACUUGGAAGGUAUUCUGGCGCCCUCAUAGUAUACUACAUCGACAACGAGUCAGCUCGAAUGGCAUACAUCAAAGGACAUGGAGAAACAAUCUACGCGUCGUACAUGAUUGGAAGCUUUGUUGAACUUGAAGCUGCUUUGCAGCACAAGACGUGGUUCGGGCGAUGCCCAAGCAUGAGCAAUCCAGCAGACGGGCCCAGCCGACUAGACCUUUCGUGGUGUGAGAGGCAGCAUGCAGAGCAGACCAGUAUAAACUGGGAACUACUCAGGCAUCACCUCAACAUAAAAGGGGAGAGGCCGGAAGGUGAUGACCUUGCCCCGCUUGCUGUCGAGAAAAAUGUGUGA
Molecule: messenger RNA, 2901 nt
Organism: Cladocopium goreaui
Lineage: Eukaryota; Dinophyceae; Suessiales; Symbiodiniaceae
Source: the annotation of a GenBank genome assembly